CAGCCCCUGGCCUAAGCCCUGAUCCGUCCGGGCCAGCCUGCUGUGUGGGAUGUGGCCUGGCCAUGGAGGGGCAGACGGAGCUGGCAGGAGAAAACAGAGUGGCCAGACGCAAAUGAAUUGGCUGAUUGAGAUGCUGGUUUUCAUCUAAUGUGGUCGGCUCAGCAUGUCGGUCAGCGUCCACGAGACCCGGAAGUCGCGGAGCAGCACGGGGUCCAUGAACAUCACCCUCUUCCACAAAGCCUCCCACCCCGACUGCGUGCUGGCCCACCUGAACACGCUGCGCAAGCACCGCAUGUUCACCGACGUCACACUCUGGGCGGGGGACCGCGCCUUCCCCUGCCACCGCGCCGUGCUGGCCGCGUCCAGCCGCUACUUCGAGGCCAUGUUCAGCCACGGGCUGCGGGAGAGCCGAGAUGACACGGUCAACUUCCAGGACAACCUGCACCCCGAGGUGCUGGAGCUGCUGCUGGACUUCGCCUACUCAUCCCGCAUCGUCAUCAACGAGGAGAACGCAGAGUCGCUCCUGGAGGCGGGCGACAUGCUGCAGUUCCACGAUGUGCGGGACGCCGCUGCCGAGUUCCUGGAGAAGAACCUCUUCCCCUCCAACUGCCUGGGCAUGAUGCUGCUGUCGGACGCGCACCAGUGCCGCCGGCUGUACGAGUUCUCCUGGCGCAUGUGCCUGGUGCACUUCGAGACAGUGCGGCAGAGCGAGGACUUCAACAGCCUGUCCAAGGACACCCUGCUGGACCUCAUCUCCAGUGACGAGCUGGAGACAGAGGACGAGCGCGUGGUCUUUGAGGCCAUCCUGCAAUGGGUGAAGCACGACCUAGAGCAGAGAAAGGCCCACCUGCCCGAGCUCCUCCGCAGCGUGCGGCUGGCCCUGCUGCCCUCUGACUGCCUGAAGGAGGCCGUCUCCGGCGAGGCCCUCCUCAUGGCUGAUGAGCGCACCAGGCUUAUCAUAGACGAGGCGCUCCGAUGCAAGACCAAGAUCCUGCAGAACGAUGGAGUGGUCACCAGCCCCUGCGCCCGGCCACGCAAGGCAGGCCACACGCUGCUGAUCCUGGGGGGCCAGACCUUCAUGUGCGACAAGAUCUACCAGGUGGACCACAAGGCCAAGGAGAUCAUCCCAAAGGCGGACCUGCCCAGCCCCCGCAAAGAGUUUAGCGCCUCAGCGAUCGGCUGCAAGGUCUAUGUGACUGGGGGCCGGGGCUCCGAGAACGGAGUCUCUAAGGACGUGUGGGUAUAUGACACCGUCCACGAGGAGUGGUCCAAGGCGGCACCCAUGCUGAUCGCCCGCUUUGGUCACGGCUCGGCUGAGCUGGAGAACUGCCUCUACGUGGUUGGAGGACACACAUCCCUGGCAGGCGUCUUCCCGGCCUCCCCUUCGGUCUCCCUGAAGCAGGUGGAAAAGUAUGACCCCGGGGCUAACAAGUGGACAAUGGUGGCCCCAUUGAGGGAUGGCGUCAGCAAUGCCGCAGUGGUGAGUGCCAAGCUGAAGCUCUUUGUUUUUGGAGGGACCAGCAUCCACCGAGACAUGGUGUCCAAAGUCCAGUGCUAUGACCCCUCGGAGAACCGGUGGACCAUCAAGGCCGAGUGCCCCCAGCCUUGGCGGUACACGGCAGCCGCCGUGCUGGGCAGCCAGAUCUUCAUCAUGGGAGGGGACACGGAGUUCACAGCUGCCUCAGCCUACCGCUUUGACUGUGAGACCAACCAGUGGACGCGGAUCGGGGACAUGACCGCCAAACGCAUGUCCUGCCACGCCCUGGCCUCGGGCAACAAGCUCUACGUGGUGGGGGGCUACUUUGGGACCCAGAGGUGUAAGACCCUGGACUGCUAUGACCCCACUUCGGACACGUGGAACUGCAUCACCACCGUGCCCUACUCGCUCAUCCCCACUGCCUUUGUCAGCACCUGGAAGCACCUGCCCUCGUGAGGAGCACCUGCAGAGCCCAGCCAGACUCUGCGUGUCUCUCCCCACCCACGGCUGCAGCCCUACUGUCCCAGAGUGGCCCUGACCCCGUCUGCUGCCGCAGGAAGCUCAGCCUGGCCCCGGAGCUGCGCCCUCCCACCCCCAGCUCUGGGAGCAGCAGUCUCGGGGGGGCUGUUCUGAGCUUCAGACAAGAGAGGAAAAGCUGUCUCGAGUGCCCUGUGUGCCUGCUUUGCAGUGGCUUGGAGGGGAGAGGACCUUCCAGAGGGGCGCGGAUGACACAGGACUCGCUUGGCCGGAGAGAAGACACAGCUGCAGAGUGUUGAGGUGGCCUGAUCAAGCAAGUCCUGUUCAGGGGCUGGGAGGCCUGGGUAGGUUAGGGUGGCGGUCCUGGGCUGCCUUGGGGUCUCGUGGCACCAACAGCACAGCCUUGGCCUCACUGCCUCCCCCUGGUGAUCAUAAUGUCACACAACAGAGGGUGUCUCGGGCCUCGGGGAAACGGGGUCCACCAGGACAGCACACGAGUUGCCCAGGAGAAAAUCGAGGACACUUGUAUCCGGGGUGGAAACCCAUCAGGUGACCUCAGUGGCACCCACAAGACUUCAUUAGCAAACGACACCAAGAGCCUCAGCGUGAAAGAGGAAAUAUGUGGGUCCCUCCCCAGAGUCGGGCCUUGCUCUCACCACCUCUCCAUCAGACCAGCUGUGCCCAGGGGCAGAUGGACACUCGUGCCCUGUCUCAGCAGGACUCAGGGCCCCCCAUGUCCUCAGAGCCCGCCUCUCCUCAGCCCACCCCAAGACGUGGCAGUGACCCCAUCUCCUGACAGGGCCAUACUACCCUCAGGAUAUGGCCUUGCCCCCCAAGACUAGGAGCAGAGAGGAGCUGGCGACCUCAGGGUUGGGUUACACCAGGGCAUCCACUCUGGAUCCUACCAAGACCAGCCGCCUCGGCGUAGAGAACAGCAGCCAGGCCCGUGACCGGGCCCCCAACCAGCACCAGCUGUCCUCUGAGUCUGGGCCUUCCAGCUGGCCUGUGUUUGUUUGCUCACUGAGCUCCAAAAAUAAGAAUGGUCCCCAGGAGAACUGCCGAUUCUUGGCUCAUUUCUCCACCUCCCGAGUCAUUGGGUCCCUCCUCAGUCUGUCCCCAAUAUCUGCGGUUCUGGAUGGGUCAUCUCACACCUAGUAUUAGGGUUUGCAGGCCAGCCCUUGCCACCCCUGGGUGCCACUGGAGGGGGAAAGGGCCUGGGCCAAGCCUGUGGCUUCUCUGGCCACCUACCAGCUGCCUGCCAUUUGCUCGGUGCUGCUUGGCUGGUUCAGGACUGGGCACCAGAGCGGGCUGCACUGUCGAUGGGGCUGCAUCACAAAUGAGUUGCUGCCCAUAAUUUCGCCCUGCCCCCUCACAGGACCUCCCUGCUGCCACUGGUCCUAUGGGCAACUUUUGGGGAGGGCCCAAAAGGGGCUCAUGCCCCUCCAUGAGCACCAGCCCCAGGGCAUUGGCUGCCACUUGGGAAAAAGCUGGAAGCAGAUUGUGCAUUUCCAGGUCCCUUGGAGGCUGCAGACCCCUCCGUAACAGAGGCUGGCCUCCUGGGCUCCGAGAGCACAGUCUCAGCCCCCCAAACCCUGGGGCUCUGGUCUGGGAGAUGGUGAGGCCAGGGUGGCCGGGGCUGUGGGCGGUGAAGGAAGCUGCUCGCCUGGAGGCCCUGGGGCUUCUGGAUGGCCGAGGUGAGUUAAGCACACUUGUCACAUAGCACAACAGGCCUUGCAGUGGUGCUUCCCCCAAGUCGUGUUCCCUCCUGUUUCUAAUUUAAUAAAAGAGCUGAGAAAGA
This is a messenger RNA of Nyctereutes procyonoides (raccoon dog), 3752 nucleotides long. RefSeq names its product kelch like family member 25 (gene KLHL25). The coding region runs from base 164 to 1933 and encodes 589 amino acids. The record is from RefSeq and is a predicted model, not a curated record. The transcript is spliced from 3 exons. Gene Ontology annotation, molecular function: protein binding. Lineage: Eukaryota; Metazoa; Chordata; Mammalia; Carnivora; Canidae.